Molecule: messenger RNA, 15871 nt
Organism: Pocillopora meandrina
Lineage: Eukaryota; Metazoa; Cnidaria; Anthozoa; Scleractinia; Pocilloporidae
Source: the annotation of a GenBank genome assembly
UUUGAAUGCCAAACAGAUUUUUUAUUUGCAGUGAUAUUGUGGAUGUAUUAUCGACUUCGUGCACUUUUCUUUGGUCCAACAUUGAUUUUAUUUGAAAAAAAAUAUCGUAUUUAAUGUGAGGUUAGUUAAUGAACAUUUUCAACUCCAAACGAAGUACAAUGCAACACAGAAGGACGGAAGGGUGUUUGUCGUCUUGGUAGCUAAGAGGCCAUAACAAAGCCCGACCCAUUGCUAGCUGAUGGUAAGCAAUGUCUCUUGAACACUUAUCGACUGUCCUCUAUUGAUUUAACGAACCCGCAACAUGAUUCAAUGAAUAAGUAUUUUUCUAUGUUUCCGCCCUGCUUUCCUCACCAGUUUGGUAGUCCCAUAAGAUCUAUCAGCGCACUAGUGUUUUCUGUGUUUUGGUAAUGAUAUUACAUUUCAAAAACAUGACUUUAGAUGCUUUGAUCUUAUGGCCUAAAUCUUUUCAGCCGCCUUUUGUUGUUGGGUUAAGGGGUUUUUUAAAAGAUAACGUACUCGAUGUACAGUCUAUUUAAGAAAUCCCUGUUCCUUUAAUGUUCUUUAAAUGUUUGGCUUUUUCCGAAGCCAAGGUACAAGUGAUCGAUAUAACCUGAUCAAGUUUGGUACGUCAGAGAUGUAAACUGCUCUUUUUAUUUUGUCGCCAACACAAAUAUUACAACACAAAAUCUAUCUUGCUUCACUUUUUGUUAGUAUUAAAAUCCCAGUCUAUAACGUUUUCCUCAAAAAGGAAGCUGUGUAAAGGGAAAUUCCAGCGCUACAAGACAUUUCACCGCUGUUAAGAGAAUACUUUGUCACUAUCUAAUGUGAGCUCUCUUACAUAGGAAAUGUGGCCAAAACUUAACACGCUGUCUGGUUCUCAUACCAGUUAAAAUAUAUAGAAUUUAUUAAUUUAAUUAUUUUGUCACAAACGUUUCCUUAAAUUGAGAAGUAACGCUAACUGUGGAAAAUAUGAUACUUUUAGCUAUGAAAAAACUCCACUUACAUUAAAUCACUCACAAAUAGACGGUUUCCAAACUUUUUUUUUUAUCUUCAUCUUUGUGCAUGAUUUAUAUACUGUACCUCAUCUAUCACCUCUUUCUGUGUGAGCAGUUAAAUUUUAAUCCCUUUUUAGUUUUUUUUUUAUGUAAAAAAAAUAAAAUCUAUGUUAGCAUGUAGAGUGGUAUGUUGUUUGCACUAAUCAGAUUUCUGCAUUUGGGUAUGAAUCUUGCACUUAUCAGAUUGCCACACCAGGGUAUGUAUCUGGCACCAAUCAUAUUGUAGCAUUUGGAUAUCCUGCACCAAGUAAAGCCUUUAGGAUAUGUUUCUCAUAUCAAUUAUAUCACAGCUUUCUUGCCAAUGAUGUCAUGGAAUCAGGGGGCUGUGCACAAAGAAAGACAUAAACCAUAAAUUUUGGCCUAAUUUUGAUAAGUGUAAUGGUUUGUGACCUUUGCAAGAGCCUUAUGGAUUAAGGUCAAGAUUUAUAAGGAUAUAAAAGGUUCACAUCAUUUUUAUCAUUCUUAUAGUAAGUCAAAACAUGUUUUUGUGCUCCUUUACUCACAACUUACUUGCUAAAAAACUUACAUUCCAUCAAGUGCAGUAAAAACUUGUAUAAAAGAGCACGUUUUGGGGGUUCAGGUUGAUUUUGUUCUUAUAUACCAGGUUUUUUCUGCAAAAUCAGCAUGAAAAUGUUCUUAAGGUGUUCUUAAAAUUGUUUCUAAAAAUUAAAUACUGCAUUGACUACCAACAGAUGAAAUCAUUGAGCAAGCACAACAUUUAAAUUAAUUAAUCAAUGGAACUAGCCUUAACAGCAGUAAUCAAGGCACUAAUAUUACAUAAGAGAAGGGGUUGUAGUUCUGGUGAUAAACAACUUAAAACUCAGCAAAAGUCAAGCAAACUCAAAAUGUGCCAGCUCCCCCUCCCCCUCGGUAGUGGAGACUGACAUCAGUCACCACUACCAACAACAGUCCUUCUCAGGACUACACUCACCCGGAUGAUCAAACUAAACUACUACAUAAACCUGCAUUUAAUCACCUACUCUAACCGCAUUGUCCAACACCAUUGGAAAAAAUUAACAUGGUACUAAAUGCUACUGAUAGUGAAUUUUCCACACAAUUCUUGCACAUUUUGACUUUUUCUAAUAAUAGAAUUGGCUUUUUGUUACCUUUGGAUUAAUCCAAUUGCAUGUCAAUUUCUUUUAAACAACCUGCAUUUGAUUGCAUAUUUCACACACAGAGGGCAAAGUCCAGAUAGGCAACAACCAAUCAAGGAGCCCUCUUUGAAAUAUUAUCCUUUUCUCUUGUUCAGUGUAUCUUCACUUAUUUGAGAUCACAAUAUAUCUUUGGUUAGUAUCUAUUAGAGAUACAACAGGGUGUCAGUUUGCUUUUCCUAAUUAAAUAAAGUGAAUUUAUAUUUUUGAGGCAAUCAACUGUAGACGAUCAACUUAGAUUUUCUUUCUGUUAAAGGAACAGCAGUAAGUGUUUGGUCUCAUCAUGCAAUGCACUCUCUCUCCAACAGGGAAUAUGUUGCAUUGUGUGACGAGACCAAACAAUAGCUGCAAGGGGAACAACAGAAAGUGUGGCACCAAUGCAUAUCAUUUUUUAUUUAGAAGUAUUUAGACAAUAGAGACAAUAGACCGUAAGAUAACUGUGUGAGUUCAGAUAAAUUAGGUUUUUUUCCUUUCUCUUAAGAUGAAUUAAUGCAAUAUUUUUGUCCAUUUGAAAGUUAUUCUCUUUUUCUGUUGCAAAAACAUUUGGUACACAAAGUGCCCCAUCUUAACCUGCCCAGCCAAAAAAAAUUACUCUUACAUACUAUGCAUGCCAAUGUUUUAUAUUAAUUACCAUACACCUAUCCUGAAGUGUUGCAAAUUCAAACUUUUGACCGGUUAGUGAAAGCAUUUUCUCACUCUUUUGAUGUUCUUGAUGUUUUUGUUUCUCCAGAAUGACUUCUCAAAUAACUUUUAACUGAUUUUUUUUCCUAAUUUUCUAGGGAAGCUAAUUUUCAUACCAUAGCUGGAAAACUUUAAUGGCAGGCUGAUUCAGUAAAAGCAUUUGGUGAAAGUUUGAAAUUGAAGACCUUAAUUACCCCUGCCAUGGAAUUAUCUUUUUGCAAACAAAAUUAUUUUAGGGUGAGUGUCUUUGUGUAAUGAUAUAAUAAUUGUUUACCAGAUUAAAGCAGGUUUCUUUUCUACAGAAUAUUUUUCAGGGAAUGUACAAAGUAUAAGUCUUUGAUUUACCUUUAAAUCUUUCACAAUUGCUCUGAAGUGUUUGUAAUAUGUAGCUCUCUAUAAGUUGUUAAAUCAGUAAUGCCCACCCAGUAGUUAUUGUUAAAUUUUCAAUUUGGAUUCUACAAACACUAUAACUUUAAAAACUGACAUCAUUCUUUCCCUUUUUUUACCUUUGAUUAUUGUUGUACAAUAUUUGUCUUUUUGUACUCAAGAGCUGAUUUAUGUUUUUUCCUGUAAUUUUGCAAUUAUGCUUUUUCACAGGCGAGAAGUUUUGUAAAUCUCUUUGGAGGCAGAUAGUUUUUUCUCUUCCCUGUGGCAUUAUGGGAGCAGGUGAUCUAGCUUUUCUUUUAGUCAUAAUAAAAUCAUUUUGAAGGGGUAGUUAUUUAAUAAUUGAUUAAAUUAUUUUUUGAGGUGGUGAAACCUGCCUCAGUCCUUCUUUAAAAGUGGUUCUUGAAGUUUUGGCGUUAGGGAUAUAUUGAUUAAAAAAAUUUUGUGUAGAAGUGGUGUUUAAAGUUGCUUAUAGAUAUAAGACCAAAUGAUCAUAAAGAUUCGUCCAAAAUAAAUAAAUAGCAUUACUUGCUUCUAUGAAUCAUAAUAUGGGAUAAAAUGGCAUUAGUUAAAUCUUAUUGUUAAAGGUGUUAAGGUGAUCUGCCAAUAAGGAGCUUAUUUUUACAAAGUAGUGGUUAGUGUCCUGAUUCCAAUUUGUACAAUGAUUUAGUGGUUUGACAUACUUUGUACAACUUUAUCUUUGUGGCCCUGAAAAUUUAAUUUUGGUUGAAAAAAUGAGUGUAGCAAUAGUUUUGUAAGAAUAAGAAAUUACUACACAAAAAAAAUCUUCUCUGAAAUGGGUAAGUUAAAGAUGGAGUGAAGUUGUAUAUUAAGUAAAACUAAUUGGUUAUGUUAAUGAUUUACAUUUACUUCUAAGGUUUAGAUAAAAGAAGAACAGACAUUUAAUAUAUUUUUUUUUUAAAUAAAAAGUUCCCCUUGGUUUGGACCAUUUUAUUGAGUGACUUGAUUUUUCUUUUCUAACAGCAUGUACUAGCCAACCAUCAAAGGUUAAUGUAACAGGAGAAGGCAAACUAUCUCCUAACAACAGGUAAGUGGUGAUUGUAGGCUACAGUGAGAGUAUUAUAUUAGAUUAAUGUUAAGGUAACGCUGUGUCCAUUCCUUGCCUAGAGAUGCUAAGUUUCUUCAUUUACUCAAGGCUAGUUUUCUAUGCUAUUGGAAUUUUUCAGUUGCCAAAGUCUAACCUUUUUUAAUUGCCACAAAGGAAAUGAUCUUGAGACAGACUAUAAUCAACUUCAUGGUAACUGUUUUUAUGCUAACAACAUCAUUGAUAAAGCUUGCUAAUUUGUUUGUAUUGUGUUGCUCCCUCAAAUAUGAAGCACGACUCAUAAUUUUUGUAUUUCUUUUUAUUUCAAAUGCCAAGAGAGAGUGAUGUUUAUUAUCUAAAGCAAAAAUUCCUAAUUCUAGCCUAUUUAAUACUUUUCCUGAAGAAUGUGUUCUGCUAACUAAUUAAGUGAAAGUAGUAAUAAUAUUACUUCUUUGUUGAGAACUGCACUGCAUAAAUUGAUAUUAAAAAUAAUGACUUGUUUUUAACUGAAUGGAGAUAUCAUCAGAAUAUUAUCUCUGUCUCUCUCCACCAAUGUGCAAUAAAUCUGAAUAUUUUUGUUUGGUCUCCGUAAACCUUAGGUUUGUUUACAAUUCUGAUGUUCUGUAGUAUCAUUGUUCAUGAUGGACAAAAACAUAUUAAAUAAAAAUGUUUGAAGGAUUCAAGAAUCAUUAAAUAAUGUACAAGUGAGUUAAGAAAAAAAUAAUCUUUUAUUUAACAUGCUUUUGCCAAAUAUUUAAUUAACCAGAGUCAAAAAUGUAUUCCACACAAAGAUGUACAGUUUUAGUGGGUUAACAGGGAAACUAUUUCAUUCAAUAUUUUCACUGAGCUGCAAAGGCAAUAAACUGAAAGGCUCUUUAGCUUGAGACAUGUUCAUGCUGAUCUGAUUGAAGUCAGCAUAUGAGAUAAAAGAAAAAUUGGUAUGAAAUUUUAAUGAUUCACAAUCAUCUGUGAAUAUUUGAAUAUUUUUCAUUAAGUUAGUGAGUGUGUUAGGAAAUAUCUGUCCUUUGCCUCCAAACUUUUGAAGGGUUUUUUGAAGGGUUCUCAUGUUGGGAGAUAUUUAAACAGAUUUCAAGAUGGCCUGCUUUAAAUAUCAUGUCUUUCAGCAGUUUUAGUUUAGAAGUCACAGUGUCAAACAGGUACCUUUUAAUACUUUGAGUUCUGAUAACCCAACUUGGAUAUUUUCUCUAAACAUGUAAUAAUUUUCAUCAAGAUAUCUGUAAAAUGGGAAUGUUUUAGGUCAGUAACUAUAAAAAUUUUUAUAGACACAAGGUUUGCUUUUUAGUGCAUCCAGGCAUGACACUAAGUACUUAAAACUAAACCUUCAAAAAUUGUUAUCACAUGAAUAGUAUUGCAUAUUCUUUCAUGGUACAAGUGAUUUUUUCAUUGUCAUUUAUUUAUAAAACUUACUGGAAAUUAUUUCCACCUGAAAUUUACUCCCAAUCUAUCAAAAGGUGUUUCUUGUGAAUUUUACUUCAGAAUCCAUGUUUUGAAGGAGCACACACAUACUGUACAUACCUUUUUGAUCACCUCAGAUAUUGAAUUAUUUUUAAAUUACAAACAGCCCCUGUGCUGUUGCUAUUGUAUACACUGUAUCUAGCAGGAAAAGGUUUCUGACAGAUUUUACAAUUACAGCUAAGUUAUAAUGUUCACUGCUCUCUUUUCCAUAGUUGAGUUUUAAAAUAUUUAAAUCCCAAGUAGCUUGAGUUCUGUUUCAUUUUUUUGUGAUGAACUACUGACUGUGAGUUAAACUGAGACAAAGGAAUGCAAUCAGACAAACAAUGAACUUGUGGUUUACCCAACCUGUUAUUAAGGGUUUCUUGAUGUAUUUUAUGUCAUUCUAAAGAACAACAAUAGGUGAGCUUAAUGUUUUAUUGUGAUGCUAAUUAUUCUUUUUUAACCAGAUGGCAAAACUUAAACAAUGAAAAAAUAACUGUGAAGGGUUAAAACUGAUGGAACUGUGUUUAAUUUAUUUGUUGGUUACCUCCUGUUGGAGUGAUCCCUACACAUAGUCUUCCUGCUGUUUACUUGUACUCUCUUGUCACUCAAUCUUAUGUAUUCUCUCCUGACCUGGGGACAUGAAUUGGUUUAAAAAACAACUCAGGUAACUUGUUAACAUCAUAAUGUGUAGGGUUUAAUCUGUCAGAGACAUUUUCUGUAGGGAAUGUUCUGUGUAUAACACUUUGGAACAAGGCUUUAUACAUCAACUUUGUCAAUGCAGGAUCUUAAGAUACUAACAAUGACAUUGCUUUUACACCCAUAUACACUAUUAUGCAAGGUAGCUCUUUAUAGAAGCUGCCAAAACCUUCCGCAAGAAGAUUGAUGAACUUCCUUACUCUCUUGAGCUAUAUUUUUGUUGACUGGAUAUAACUAUGUUUCUCCUUACAAGUAGUGUCUAACUUUUGUGAAUUCAAAGUUAAGUCAAUGAGUCUGACACACCUCACUGAUAAUUUAAUUUGUAAGCAAGUUGAAAGGCUGUUGUCAAUAAUAUAAUAUGACAUGAGCCAAAAACAUGGAAAAGCUUUGGGAAUACUAUUUAUUAUCUGUCUGAUCACUGAAGUCCAAUACCUGUUGAACAGGUUAUGCACCUGGGUAAUUGUAUAAACUCCUCAUGUUUUGAGCUUUUCUUUCCUUGAUGUCAUUAAAACUAGAGACUUGUCAACUCUAAACAUGAUGUUUCAAGGGAACAUUAUGUUGAUGUUAUAUUACAUUAUGUUUAAAGGAAAAAUAUAGCUGCAGACUUUAAAAUCUCUUAAACCACACAGUAUCUGUUACCUUAACUGAUACUGUUUACUCAAAGAUUUUCAAAGUUCUAGGUAGGAUUGUAGUGAAUCACAUAGAAAAAUCACCUCUGACAGAAUACAGCAUUUAUGAUUUAAUUUGAAUUAAAUUUGUGUAAGGCCUGAAUUAGGUAAUGAAAAACAGAUAUAAUAUCUUCCAUACAGAUACCUCAAUAUUCUUAUAUACAAUGAAAAUGUUUUGUAAUUUACCUGGAAUUCUUUCAGCAAAUGAUACUUAACCAAUGCUAGUUUUAAAGUAAUUUAUAUUUAUGCACAGGAAGUGAAUUUAAUCUCAUACACUUAAUUCCAGGUCUGUCACCCACUCAGCUGGAGGAACAAGCAAUGGCAUAAGGAAUGCUGGAUCAACUUUUAAUAGACACAACAAAGUAGCUGCCUCAAAUAGUAUAAUCGAUGGAAGACAACACAGUAAGGAAAAGGUUUUAGUAAAGAAAGGUUCAGGUGUACUGAAUGCAACUCCCAAAACAAAAGUCAGUGUUGUUGAUGAAAACAGAUCAGAUGUGGGAGAAUCCCAACCAACUUUAGGUGAAAGACUUGAGGCAAGUUUUGCAUCUUUAAGGCGGAGUUCAGCCACUCCUGAUUUGCUCAACAGCAGCAGUGUAUUUGAUCCGUCAGAGGUACCCCACAUAUCGUCUAAACCAAGCAGUGCAGGCUCAGUAUCAUCCUCUCCUCGUCUCAAGAGACCUCCUACCAAGGAAUCCCGCAGUGUCUCCAUCUGUGAAACAGAGGUAUAUAAUUAUUAUUUCACAUAAUAUAAUCCAUAAAAUAUUUUUUUCUUGCACAUGGUUGGUGAAAAACUGUUCAUUUUUUAGAACAGGCAGUCUCUGCAGACAAAUAUCUGUGCAUAUCGUCAUGCCAAAUUGAGACACAUAUCUGUGCAUAUCUUCAUGCCAAAUGGAGACAGAUAUCUGUGCAUAUCUUCCUGUCAAAUUGAGACAAAUAUUCUACCCAUGCUGCACUUCAACUACCCAAGUCCCCACUGCUCCUGUGCCACAGAAAUAUUUCAUUUACAGCCAAUUCAUAUCCACUCAAACGCUGGAAAUUCCAUUACUUUGAUAAUGGUGCUGUUACUGUAGUAAUUGAGCAAGACUGUUCAGUGGAUCCUAAAUGCCCCCUUAAUGUAAUACUCUAAUAGAGGUUUACUUGAUGUUAACUUAUUUCAAAUCUUUUACCAGAACUUUCUUCAGCUCAAUCAGUAUAGACUUAUGGAUGAAAUUGGGAAGGUGAGAUAAAGUAUCAGUCAAUACUAGUCACUACAAAUUGUAUUUUUCCAUGAAAAACAUUGCUCUUAUUGGUGAAACUGUGAGUCAAAGAAUUCUACACUUUUCUAAAAGAUUCAUUUUGAACUUAUUGAAUUACAGAGUUGAAAUUAGGAAUUUGUUUUAAGUUGAUUGUUAAACCAGAGCUGUCUUCAAAGUUAAUAAUGGUUUUAUAUAAUUAAAUUCUGAAAUUGUGUUUAGUUUUGCCAAUUUAUUCUAAACUUUGGAGUUAAAUUCACUUUUUAUCUUUCAAUACACAUGAUAGUUCAAAACCAGUUAUCAGUUUUAAGUACAACAUCAUCAUACCUGUUUGUGCCCAAUUUAAAUGUCCCCAUUCCUUUUCUAUUUCAAGGGCUCAUAUGGAGUUGUUAGACUCUGUUACUCUGAUUUUGAUCAGACAAACUAUGUAAGUAUGACAAGAUGUAGUAACUUGUUUUCAAUUCCUUUUCUCACCUCUACACCUGAUUAUUAGAUGCCAAAGGGCUUGCACUGGUUAUGAAAAUUUAAAGCUGUUGUUCAAAUGGACCAUCUCCUCCCUUUUCAAUGUGAGCCCUGUAUAAUUCCAUUUCUAUAAAGACUUCUCACUAUUUGUAGAAUACACAUUGCAAACUCAAACAAGUCUAAGUCUACAACUUUGUUGACAGGCAAUGAAGAUCAUUUCAAAGAAAAGGGUGAUGAGAAAGGCUGGCUUACGUAAGUUUAGGAUGACCUGAUGACUUUUUAUUAAACACUGUUACAGUCAUAUUCCACUACUUUUAACUUCCCAAGAACUAGCGAAGAACUUCAAGUAAAGUUGUUGUUUAGAGCCAUUUUCUUUUGGGUAACAAAUACAUGUAGUCCUUUUUGUCAGUGAUGAGAUUGUCAUUAUUAGUUUAAAAUUUGUUUGUUACAUUUAUUUGUUUCUAUUUGCAAUUUGGUAUUUUUGAUGGAAAAAUUUGUUUUGUUAACUUAAUUACAACCUCUUGUUUUUGCUGUUUUCUCUCCUAGGACGUCCUAGUGAUAAAGGAAAGAACACAGGAUUGGAAAACUUGCAAAGAGAAAUUGCAAUUCUAAAAAAAGUUGAUCAUCCCAAUGUUGUGAGCCUCAAUGAGGUAUAGUUAUUUCAUACUGUAGAUUCUCUUUUGAUUAAUGAACGUCAGUAGUUGUUCUAUUAAACCUUUAAGUAUCCAAAUAUAAUACACAUCUUUAAACCACUCCUCACCUGAAAAUAAGAGGAAAAAUUGGGAUUAGAAGUCAAAGAAACAGGAGUGUGAGUUAAGAGUGUCUUGGAGAAGACCUUGCAAAGCAGUAAGUCUACUGUGGCAGCAGAGUGCCGUUUUCUUUCUGCAUGAAACCUCCCAUUGUUACAUAACAGUUGAAGACUCAAUGAACUAAAAGACAUCAGCAUUUACCAAGUCUUGGUUUUACCUGCUUUAGGUUUUGGAUGAUCCUACUGAGGAUAAUCUCUAUCUGGGUAGGUACCUUUAAUUUUGAGUGUUUUUGUUUUCCCUUUUUUCUUAAAAAAAAUAUUCUGGACAUGGUAUGUUUUUAGCACUACGCAUAAUAUACUUUGUUUUUUUGUUUUGCAGUGUUUGAGCUCAUGGAUGGAGGGUAAGUGAGGGUUACACCUCUGAUAUAAUCUCUCCAUAGGACUUAAGUGUACAAAUUAUGAACCUGCUUCUUUCUCACUCCAGUACCUUAUCCUCAGUAUCUGUUUUCUUGCAAAGUGAUGUAAUGAUGUCUAAACCAUGGAAACAAUAGCAUUCAAGAAAUACCACGCAAGGAAUUAAAAUCCCUGACCUUAAUACAUCCAUGUUGAGGUUUUUCUUUUUCUUGUCUUGAGCCUGAAAAUAUGUUCUUAAGUAUUGUUGUGAUCACAUUUGCAAGGCAAACUACAUGGUAAAAUUUGUGAAACACCAACAGAGCUUUGAUAUUUUGUUUAUACUGCAUAGUUAGCAUCCCUAGAGGUAACUGGGUUUUUGCCCAUCAGGUGUAGGCAAUAGUGCACUAGUGUAAUGUAGAAGUCUCACAAGACAAAUCCCUUGGUUGUAAAUUUUUGUGUGAUAAAGAGUUUCUAAUUGGCUGGUCUAUAAAAAAAAUCUGUGACUUAACAAGUAAACUCACAUUCUUUAUUUUUCAUUCUUAUAUUUUAUCAAAACAGAGAGGUGAUGGAGGUCCCUGGGCCAGCCUUGUCAGAACAAAAUGCUAGGAAAUAUUUUGUUGAUGUUGUGCUAGGAAUUGAAUACUGUAAGUUGUAUCAGUGUUGAUCAUUUCUGAAAUGACAUCUUAUUUAUAAUCACUGAAACAAUUCUCACAAAUAUUCAGUAUCAAGUUAUCUUCUGUUUUGUUCAUAGUACAUUAUCAAAAGAUCGUCCAUCGAGAUAUAAAGCCAUCAAAUCUGUUAUUGGGAGAAGAUGGCCAUAUUAAGGUAAAACUUUUAGUAAUGUGGUCAGUUUAUCUGUGCUAUGUUUGUGAAGUCACGAGGAACUUAGUUUACUGGCCAAAUUACAGGCUAAAUCACAAGCUUAUUAACGACUGUGUGUGCUGUUAGCCACCUUCCAAAUUAUUCCUGUAGUCUGUACACCAACUUACUUUUGGUGGAUCAAUGAAUCAGGUAAAAAUUUUAUGCUUUUCAUACACAAGCAGAAAUAGACUUCUUUGAAUUUUGGUAUAAGUAACAAGGAUUGCAUUCAUCUCAUUUUUUGUUUUGUUUUGUCUUUUUUGUCUUUUUUUUUUGGGGGGGGGGGGGUGGGGUGAAAAGGACUCUACAUCUGUUUUGGCUGUAAGCUCAUUUAACAGCAGGCUUACAUAUUAUCCCAGAUUGCAGAUUUUGGAGUGGCUGAUGUUUUUGAAGGUGAUGAUGCCUUGUUAAAUAAAACUGCAGGCUCUCCAGCUUUUAUGGCUCCAGAAACUUUACAAAGUAAGCCCAGAUUUCUUGUCCUUAAAUCUUGUUAAUAGGGUGUUCUUUGAAUUGUUUUGUUUUUGGUGGGAGUGCAAAACUUUUAGUUCAAGCUUAGAUUAAAAAAAAAAGGAAUAGUCUCCUAGUAACAGGUGAGUUGACCUGAAGUUGGUCCAAAUAUUCUUGUGAAUAGAAAACCUGAAGUCAUAUGACAUUUGUUUGAGUUAAGGCUGCAUAGGUUGUUAUAUUGGAGUACAUUUUUUAACUUUUUAUCCACACGGGAGAGUAACACCUUGAAACAGGUGAACUUUUAAUCAUUCUGACAAGGUUUGGUUUGUAAAUUUAUUGCCGGUUUCACCACAGUGGUCGUAAUAAACAUUGAGCUGAGUCAGCAGCAAAUAGACCAUGGAAUAAUUAAGUUUCAUUUUGAAACGUUUUGGAUGUAUUAGUAAUUACAAUUCAAUCGUACAGAGUAGUCUAAUCAAGCACAUAGUGGUGUUAACUGGACAUCUUGGCUGUUCCUGCUUUAAAUUUUUAAUAAAGUUUCAAUAAUUUAAGAGUUUGGUUGGCUGAUUUUUUUUGGUCUUUAGACUCACGGGACAAAUACAGUGGAAAAGCGGCCGACAUAUGGGCACUUGGAAUCACUCUUUACUGCUUUGUCUUUGGCAAGGUAAAUGAGUUGUAGCUUAAAAUGUUUUCCUGUCACCUAUCAGUUCAUCAGAGAGUAGAAAUGUUCAUUCAGAUGAAGUUGAACUCCGCCGGUUUCUUGGGAUCCUCGCCAGUCGUACAGAAAGGUUCCACUGACAGUCGAACAGAAACUUUAAAGAAUUCAUUUUUUACUCGGGUUUAUCGCGCAUGGAACGAACUACCCCUCAACAUUAGGGAGUCUAACAACUUGCCAGUCUUACGCAAGAAAUUGUUGAAUUAUUUUUAUGAUAAAUUCAGUGCCAAUUUUUUUAUCGUAAUUAUCUUAUUUCUAUUGUGAGUAUAGUAUAUAUUUUUUUCUUUUGUAAUUAGUCUUUGACACUGAUCUUUUUAACCUAGUAAAUAAUUAAGGAAGCUUAUUUUUAGGAAUCUGUAUUCUGCUGUCCUCAAAUUGAUUGAAUUGACUUGUUCAUUGUAAUUAAUUUUGAAUUUGUAUUAAACAAGAGCGGAGAACCAUGAGCAGCAGAGUCAAAAUAUAAAGAAACUCAAUCGUAUUUAGUAUUUAAAGGACAGAACAAAAGAAGUGAGAGUGUCAUAACUUGGUCCUUCAGGUUCCAUUUGACGACCAAAAUAGGAUGGGACUGUACGAGAAGAUAAAGACUGAACAGUAAGUUACCCAGUGGAAUUAAUUUAAAAACACCGUCACUGCGAUCAAUAUCAUAUUUGAUAAAAUGUUCUUUGCUUAAAUCCCGGAAAUGGCAGUUAAUGACUGUAAAUUUUUUUACAUUAUUUACUUGAUUACACGUUGUUCUCAAGUAAAUGCCGUAAAUGCAACUUAAAUUGCCGUUAAACGCCGCUCAAGAAUGAGUACCGAACAACAAAACUUUUCUGCUAUUUAUUCCGACACUGUUUGUUUGCCCACAAUUCGUCGUAUGUGUUGGAAUAUUUUCUGAAAUAAUCUCUCUUCUCCUUUCUUUUACAUAUGUUUCUGCUUUCAGGCUGACCUUUCCUGAGGAGUAAGUACCGUUAAACUUUUUUUCCUAUUAUUGAGGUCAAAAUUUUCAGUUUCACACAAAUCAGCUAUCGCAUCUUAUGACUGCCUAUCGCAAACUCAACCCAUAGAUUGAGAAUGCCCAGUCUUUCCAGUCCUUAGUUCUAAAGAAAUGCUUGUUCUCCCUUUCCACAUUUGUAAACCUAUUUCCCGCGUUCAGCUUUUAAUUUGCAGCAUCAUCCGAUACUUAUUACAGAAAAUCACUGUCUCAAACUUAGACUUCAAUUGUAUAACUAAAGGGACAGUGGAAUUAAGUUUAAACUCUAAAUAUUCAUCCUUCUUUACACUUUGUAGACCUGUAUUAAAUCCCCAGUUAGAGGAUCUUAUUUUGAGAAUGCUGACGAAAGAUCCUAGUGAAAGAAUUACCAUACAACAGAUCAAGGUAUGUCAACAAAAGUUUGAAGAAACCGGUGCAGAAGUUGUGAUCGAGAGAGUUGUAAUCCAACACGCCCAAGUCUGAAGCGAUAGUAUACAUUUUUUGUUCAAAUUUAUCUUGUUCUUGUGUCGACUGUUGGAUUUUGGAGUUCGCCGUGUGUUCUCAAUUAACGAUUGAUUUUGCUAAGUCAGCAAAAGCUAAUUUAAGUUCUUGAUGUCAAAGUCGAUAAAUUACGUAGCUCUUGUUUGGUAUACAUUUUCCUGUUUCGUUGUUUUACUGUAUGAGAAAAAAACCCAAAAAAAAAAAAAUUACACUAAGUGCCAUCUUAAGCCUUAGUAGCCAUGCUAUCCUUGUGUUUGACCACUGUCACGCUUGUUUGGUCAGCGUAGAUUAAUAAUCUAUUUAUUGUUAUCUACAAACAGGAGCAUCCGUGGGUUACUUACGGCGGUAAACAUCCUCUCCCUACCACUGAAGAAAACUGUACUGUUAUUGAAGUCACUGAUGAUGAUAUUCAGAACAGUGUAAAGUCUAUUCCAAAAAUUAAGACCCUGGUAAGUAUAAGAUUCCUAUUGAACCACUUUAAGCUUCGUUUGUAUUCGUUUGUAUUCGUUUUUAAGAAAAUGCCCCCCCCCCCCCCUUCCGGACCACCAUAAAUGGAGAUUUGUGGUGGAUAGUCCAGCGGUUAGCGUGCUGGGCAUGAGAUCUGCACCUCAGCUUGAGACGUCAUCGAUUUUUUUAGUUUAAACUCUUCGUGCUUUGGAAAUUCGAACUGCAACAGUUAUCCUUUUGAAUAAGAAAAAUCCCUCGAUGAAGAUUUGUCAAACCUGGUUGACAAAUUCUUCACGCUUAAGCUAGAAAUGAGUCAGAAUUUAGAGACAAACCCGUCAUUUUAGUCUGAAGUCUACAUUCGUUUAGUUGGCUAAUCGAAUUCAAAAUGUAGGCUCGAAGAGCGAGUUAUAUAUCAGUCUGAUGAUGCCUGGCUUUUCUGGGCAAAAGGUGCUUUCUUGGCACAUAAAGGCCAGCUAUUAAUAAUUCAUUGGCAGGAAAUUGUAUAUGCGACAGCUAUGACUAAUUUACAAGUUUCUCUUCUUCGUUUAAACACAUUUCAUUGUGUUUUUAUCUCCUUCCCAGAUACUUGUGAAGAGUAUGUUGAAAUAUCACACAUUUGGGAGCCAAGCAAAAAUAGAGCGAAUACGAUCACACUCACAACCAAACAUCGCACGAAAUGUAGAAGACAGGGAAAUUACUAAAAUAUGAUCCUUAUUUUAAACUGGAUUGUUCUAACGUCUGAUAACCCUAAAAACAUUACCCUCCGAGUGGGUAUUAGAAAGGACGGUGAGCAUGCAGGCUACAAUAUUCAUUUUGAUGAACUAUGCCUCUUUUUGUCUUGCCAUUUAUACGAUAUUAAGGCUUAUAGAUUCACCAGCUUUGUUUUUUGUAUAGAACUUAGUAAAGAACCCGUUACCAGCCAAGAGAGAAAACUGUUAAGUGUAUAUAAACAUGAGAACGCUGCUAAUGAUAUGGUUGAAUGAGAGAGAAAUUAUUCUUUGCACAAAAACAAGCUUAAGCACAGAAAACAUUACUGAGACUGUUUAAGAGAACCGAAGAGGGUCCAAUUUUGAAAGCACAUUUUAUCUGAAUCCCACGUCAAUGUUUUUCGGCACUGAAAACGAAAGCAUUUAUUAGGAUCACAACAUCUUUUUCGUUACCUUCAACUCACUUUGCGAAGGAAAAUACAGAUAAUCCUAAAAACACAAAAACAGUUACAGAUUUAAUUAGAGUAGUUAGGAUAAUUUAUCAAUGGAACGAAGUUGUAUUUAUUGAUUCUGUUAACGGGGCUGAAACACAAAGCCAGAAAGAGCUUUAAAGGUGAUGCAAAAUAUGUAUAGAUAUAGUUUGAAUAAAUGUAGCUAAGAUUUAUUAUAAAUUAUAGAUUCAUACACAGCCACCAUGUACACAAAUGUAAGUCGGAAGUUGACAGCCCUCUGUUUUGUUACAUUUUCCGCGGGGCAGAGUGUGGUGGCUGCGAUUUUUUUCCCUUUAUCUAAAUCUCAGGCUUCUCCCAUCAUGCGUGUAGUUUUUGUGUGCCUUUGCCUUUCAUAAGCUUGAUACCAGAAAGGGAGGCUGUGGAAAGUCUAAAAAAGGUUUUAUACUGGAUAUAUAUCUCAAAGUAAAGAGCAUUGAAUGCGCAUAUAAUUUUACUGUUAAGUAAUGACGUGUUUACAACGUAUACAUGGUGGACUGGUUCGUUACUUUGUGUGUGUCUCAGUUCUGGAAAAGGAAACUAACAGGUAACCAGACCACUGGAAUCUACAUUAUUUUUCUCAAUACUUGAGAACUAUAUCACUGCAAUAUUUAUUUGAUUCAACUGGCCUGUUCAUAGCUUCUUCACAUAAAUAUCUAUUUUUAACAUUAUUUUCGUCGAUUUCUAAAUACUCAGAAAUGGUUUUGCGAAUCAAAGUAUACGUUCAGUUUUUAUCUUGUUAAUGGUAUGAAAAAAUAAAUAUUGUUUAUGGCUCUGGAUGUUUUG